Molecule: messenger RNA, 1137 nt
Organism: Elaeis guineensis (African oil palm)
Lineage: Eukaryota; Viridiplantae; Streptophyta; Magnoliopsida; Arecales; Arecaceae
Product: ATP synthase subunit O, mitochondrial
Biological process (GO): proton motive force-driven ATP synthesis
Cellular component (GO): membrane
Molecular function (GO): proton-transporting ATP synthase activity, rotational mechanism
Source: RefSeq, a predicted model, not a curated record
GCCAUCGUUCUGCCUUCUCCUGAUCUCCGGUGCUCGCUCUCUCUCCUCAUUUCAUUUCCCCUCGCCGCCCCCUGCGACGGACGCGAGAACUAAGGGUCUCCGAAUGGCGAUUUCGGGGCGUCUCAAAUCCAGCUUCUCUGUCUUCCACCAGAUCCUCAGGGCCGAAUCCGCCCGCCCCCUUCGAUCCGUCGGCGAUCGAGGCUUCGGAAACCCUACCAUCACCACCUCCCAGUGUUUGAGGAAUUUUGCGACUCAGCCAAAGUCAAGCGAAGCUAACGUUAAGGUGCCACUAUCAUUGUUUGGGGGUUCAGGAAACUAUGCAUCUGCUCUGUUUAUUGCAGCCUCCAAAGCAAAUAUGCUGGAGAAGGUUGAAUCUGAGAUUCUGGACAUUGUCGAGGCUUCCAAGAAGAGCCCUCUGUUUUCACAGUUCAUCAAGGAUUUGUCAGUUCCUAGGGAGACUAGGGUAAAGGCUGUAAAAGAACUAUUUUCUGAAGCUGGUUUUUCGGAUGUUACGAAGAAUUUCUUGGCUGUCUUGGCUGAUAAUGGGAGACUUAGACACAUAGAGCGUAUUUCUAAGAGAUUCUCUGAAUUGGCAAUGGCACAGAGGGGUGAAGUGAAUGUUAUCGUCACAACUGUUAUUCCACUUCCUGCUGAAGAGGAAAAAGAACUGAAGCAAACAUUGCAAGACAUUCUUGGACAAGGCAAAACUGUGAAGGUUGAACAAAAGAUUGAUCCCAGCAUUCUUGGAGGAUUGGUUGUUGAAUUUGGGCAGAAGCUAUUUGACAUGUCGAUCAAGACAAGGGCAAAACAAAUGGAGAAGUUCUUAAGGGAACCACUUGAUUUUAAAAGCUUAGAGUAACCAAAAGAUUGGCAGCAACUAGCAGGACCACUUACUGGUAGACCAUUCGCUGCAAUUACUACUUUGUCUCUCUGGUUGGAAUAAAAUUUUGAGAGAAGGGCACUCUUAUUGUCUUCUAGGGCACAGCCCUAUAUAAAUCUUUCCCCCCCUUUUUUUUUAUUGCUUGGGUCUUCAAUGUUUAGCUUUGAGAAACUUAUCCGGAGCUACCAAUAUAAGUUUUUUAAGUGAAUGGAUGUAUUGAACUUUUAUUUUUAUUUGUCAACCAGUUUGUGGUAUGA